AUGGAAGAAGCCUUACUUGGUGAUCUAUGUGCUGACAACGCGCCUCUCCCUCCAUUCUGCAAUCUGUCAUUUUUCAUUUUCGAGGUUGUGUUCAUUUCGACCAGCGAUCCAUUAAAAAGUAAAAGGAAAAUGUCCUCGUUAAAUUCAAGUGAUUUCGAAAACGCGUGUGUCGUAUGUUUCAAAAACGUCGACUUAUAUUCGAUCGGGGUUUGUGAUCAUCCUGUCUGCUUCGAAUGCUCCACUCGAAUGAGGGUCCUCUGCAACCAGCAAGAGUGUCCCAUAUGUAGACAGGUGAUGCCAAAGGUGUUAUUUACUAAGGAAAUCGAAGCGUUUAGUAUAUUGAGACCGAAAGUUGAAAAGUGCAACCUACAGGACAGGAAAUAUGGACUGUUCUUCCAUUCGCCGUCAAUUCAAAGAAGAUACUACCGGCUCCUCGAUCACGAAUGCUUCAUUUGCAAACGUAAUGCGUGUAGUACUUCAUUUAAAACGUUUAACAUGCUCAAGGAUCACAUGAGGCGAUCUCACGAACUUUUUUAUUGCGACCUGUGCGUAGCUAAUUUAAAAAUAUUUACGUUCGAACGUAAAUGCUAUACGAGAGUCGAGCUGGCGACGCAUCGACGGAAAGGAGACGCCGACAACACCUCGCACAGGGGACACCCGCUAUGCGAGUUUUGUGACACUCGGUUUAUGGACAACGACGAGUUGUUUAGGCAUUUGAGACGCGACCAUCUCUACUGUCAUUUCUGUGAUGCGGACGGGAAACAUCAAUAUUAUAGCACGUAUGAUGAUCUAAGGAGACAUUACAAUGACGAACAUUAUUUGUGCGAGGAAGGCGAUUGUAAACAUGAAAGAUUCACUUCCGUUUUUCGAUCUGAUAUCGAUCUUAAAGCGCAUUACGCAAACGUACACAGCAAAAAUCUGAGCAAAUCGGCAACCCGGCAAGCUAGAACCUUGGAAUUAGAGUUCACCUUAGCGCCUCGUCCGCGACCAGAUGGCGGCAGGGGACGACAAUAUGGUAACAAAUUCACUGAUAGAUCGCACGAGGAAGAAGGCGCCGUAGGUUACGACUCGUACUACCUGGAGCCGGGUGGAUCCGGCGGAGGUUUCAGUGAAUCGAGAACUUUCAACAAUCCCCUCGCCGCUGCGAAUUUCCCGUCGUUAAAUGGAGAUGCGACUAACGCAAAUUCCAAUGGUGGGCCGAACGUUACCAUUACUUCAAAACUUAAUCCGCUCAGUCAACAAAAUUUCCCCUCUUUAAGCGGCACUAACUCGGCUCCUCCCAGAACAUCUGCAGUUACAAUCACGAGCUACACAAAAUUUGGGCCAGGUGCAGUUCCAGCCAGAAAUUCCGCCAAUUACCCCGCACUGGGAGAAAGCUCGAGUUCGGCGAGUGGGACUAUUAAAGUGAACCUUAACAACAACAGCCAAGCGGCCAAGCCCAAAUCUUCGAAUGUGUCGAUAGUUGUAAAUCACAAGGGCGGCGGUGCAGUGACCACGAUUUUAAGUCAAAACUCGGUGCGCCCGCAUUCGGUGGCGGAAGCGUUUCCAGCGCUGAGCUCCGAACCGAUACCGCAAGCCCAGUGGGUUUCCCAGAAACCGAAAAGGCAAGAACCGAAAGCCAGUAAAGUGGCACCAGCCCCGGUACUGCCCGCAAAUACCUUAAACGACUUUCCCACUUUGAGUAAAGGUGGUGGCAAAAAGUCUUCUUCUGUCAAUAUUCCCGUGUCAAACUCCUGGGUCAAUUUGAAUAGUUUUAACAGCGAUUCAAAAACCAGCCAGAAACAACGACCCGAGAAGAACAACAACAAUAAUAAAACCGUGCCAAAAGCUGAAGAUAAGGUGGGAAAGCUAUUGAAGCAAAACGGCAGCAGCACAAAAACGCCCAAGUCAGAGGUGAGCACCUCAAAAUCCGAGGACGCAAAUUCGCAAGAGUCCAAAACCAAAAAGAAGAAAAAUAAGACGACCUCUCAGCCCGUCGAGGAGCCCCCUGUUCAAUCUAAAAGCGCUCGAGAAAAUGGAAUCCCGAAGAAGCGUUCGGAAUUAAAUAUCGCUUCAUUGGAGAUCAGCGAGCCUGCCACGUUUGAACAGUACAUCCACGAAUUCCCCUCGAUAAGAAAACCACCGCCCGGUUUCAGCGUGAAGCCGCCUCCGGGCUUCAGCAAAUUUAAUCUAUCCAACAACUCUAACGAUUUGACGUUCACCAACAGCAGCGGACAGUCGUACUCGAUCGUGCCGAGUCAACAGUUUUACCUACCUCCGAACUUUACGGCGCGCAACCAGGAUUUGAUCGAGAAAUUUCUGGCCGUGUCAAAGGAAGGUGCCGAGAUACAACAGUUUAAGGUGUAUUCGGAUAUGUUUCGCGUCGGCGAGAUCCCCGCCGACAAAUACUAUGUACAUUGUCAAAACUUUAUGGGUAGUGAAUUUAGCAAAAUUUUUCCCGAACUGUUGGUGCUUCUGCCGAAUGUACAAAAACAGCAGGAGCUUUAUAAAGUGCAUAAGGGUAACAACGCAAAGGGAAAAGGGUUAGAAGUAUGUGGUACAUGUCAACAGGUGGUCCUGAAACACGACCUACGGGACCAUUUGUCAAAUCAUACAUUGGAAAAUCACUUCAGUUCGUCGAGUCAAUCUGUUACGAGUAAUAAUGUUUGGAAUAAAAAUAAAAACUAAUAAAAGUAUAUUGUAUAUUUUUCUAUGAUGAAUUGAUUAUAGGAAAUAUUUAUGACUGUUUUUAUUAAUAAUUAUAUUUUAUAUGGCGACA
Photinus pyralis (common eastern firefly) is the source of this 2758-nucleotide messenger RNA. Its product is annotated as E3 ubiquitin-protein ligase ZNF598. Gene Ontology annotation, biological process: protein ubiquitination; rescue of stalled cytosolic ribosome. Gene Ontology annotation, molecular function: ubiquitin protein ligase activity; ribosome binding. Bases 1 to 2667 code for a protein of 888 amino acids. NCBI's taxonomy places the organism in Eukaryota, Metazoa, Arthropoda, Insecta, Coleoptera, Lampyridae. The transcript has 8 exons. The record is from RefSeq and is a predicted model, not a curated record.